CCAUUUAAUCACUCAGGUAGUACAGAGUACUAUGGUAGUACUGUGCACUAUGCUGUCACCAAAAAGCUACCUACCUACCUACGCAGCUAGCUACCCGACCACCCAACUAGUACUUACUACAGCACAAAAGCACUCAUCCCACACACCCAAUCCCCAUUCCCAUCCAUCCAUUCAUCCAUACUCACAUCCAUACCCACACCCAAUUAAAGCAGGAAGGUAAUCAUCCAAAAACCAGAAACCACCCCUCCAUCCUAUCUACCAGUAAUAACAAACCAUGACUAGUCUAACUAGUCAGACCGCUCCCAACACAAACAAAAACACAC
Molecule: messenger RNA, 323 nt
Organism: Aspergillus heteromorphus CBS 117.55
Lineage: Eukaryota; Fungi; Ascomycota; Eurotiomycetes; Eurotiales; Aspergillaceae
Exons: 1
Coding region: 50-220 (56 amino acids)
Source: RefSeq, a predicted model, not a curated record